UGUCAAUCACCAGGGCAUUUCUAGUGUCUGGUUUCCUGUGUUACCACCACCCUUGAGCUGAGACAGUGAAGACGGGUUGGGAGUUUUCUUUUGGUUUCCGACCAGGAAUAGGUCAAUAAAGUGUACAGCGCUUGUAGGAAUUACUCUAAGGCAUUUAAUCAAACUGGACUGCAGUCUCUCUCUGACGGACAGUGUGAAUCAUGGCUCUUCCGUUUAAGAAAGAUCUGGAGAAGUAUAAGGAGAUCGAUGAGGAUGAGAUUCUGAACAAUCUUUCAGAGGAGGACCUCAAGCAACUGGAAAGUGCUCUAGAGGAGAUCGACCCCGAGAAUGCUUUGCUGCCAGCUGGACUCAGGCAGAAGGACCAGACCACAAAAGCAGCCACCGGUUCUUUCAACCGUGAUAACCUGCUACAGUAUCUGGAGAAGGAGGCUAUGGACUAUAAAGACAGAGAUGAUUAUGUCCCCUUCACUGCAGAGAAGAAAGGAAAGGUAUGGAUUCCCAAAAAGAAACCAAUCGAGAUCCAUCAGGAGGAAGCCACCACCCUUGACCCGGAAUUGGAAGAGGCACUUUCUAGCGCUACUGACACAGAACUGCAUGACCUGGCAGCUAUUCUUGGAGUGAACACACUCACGCGGAGUUAUGACGGCACCUGUACAGACGGUUAUAACAAUGUUGUUCAGGGAGAAAAGGUAAAGCCAGUUUUUGAUGAGCCACCAAACCCUACAAACGUAGAGGAAACUCUGCAGCGGAUAAAAUCCAAUGAUUCCUCACUGACCGAAGUCAAUCUCAACAACAUAAAGAACAUUCCAAUCCCGGCUCUAAAGGACUUUGCAAAAGCCUUGGAGAGGAACACUCAUGUGAAGAAGUUCAGUCUGGCUGCUACCAGAAGCAAUGACCCUGUUGCCAUGGCCUUCUCAGACAUGCUACGAGAGAAUAAGACACUAAAAAGUUUGAAUCUGGAGUCUAAUUUUAUCACGGGCACAGGAGUUCAGGCUCUGGUGGAAGCUCUGCGGGACAAUGACACGCUAGCAGAGAUCAAGAUUGACAACCAGCGGCAGCAACUCGGUACGUCAACAGAGAUGGAGAUCGCUAAGAUGCUGGAGCAGAAUACAAGCAUCGUGAAGUUUGGGUACCAAUUCACCCAUCAGGGUCCCAGAUCCCGUGCCGCUGCCGCAAUCACAAAAAACAACGACCUGGUGCGACAGAGGCGAGUAGAGAAGGAUGUGUAGAACAUAUUCUCCUCUUUCUCUCUCUCUCUCUCUCUCUCUCUCUCUCUCUCUCUCUCACAAGCUCAUCAGACUCUUGUGCCAAACCCUCUGAGGGAGCCGCUUCACCUAAAGAAGGGACACAACUGGAUACUUUGCCUCCCUAAUGUUAAUACUCAAUGAUAUUUUUAUGUUAUGUUGUAUUAUUAUUAUUAUUGUUAAUUGUUGUUUGUUUUAUAGCUGAAACUCUUUUGCAGCCAAUUCUUUUUUGCUGUGUAAAACCCUUUUCUGCUCUUUUCUUUAUAAAAGUUAUUUGAAACGAAACUAAACCGCUUGCAACAGUUACACACAAGCACUCAAGCACUAUAGUGAUCUCUACAUGGAUGGGCUGGAUCAGAACCUGUCACCCACAUUCACUCUGAACAAAUCUAGACUCAACUGGACUGGAUCUGCUGUGUUCCCCGCUUAAUGUGAGAUAAAUCUAGAUUUGUUGAGUCUGGGUUUGGAGCAGAUUUCAGCAGAAUGAGAGUUAGCCAAUGAGGGCCAUGCUGUUUGUAACAGACACUCCUUUAUAAAAGUCAUCUAUAGUCUCGCUGUUAGCUUCACUGUGAGUGUGAGAAGAUUGUGCGGCUGUAGUUUUAUCAGCAUGGGUUGUGGUUGGAUGUCUUUGGGCAGCUGGGUUGUCUCAAAAACUCUCAGCUUCCACACUGCGCCUCGGUUUUGCUGCCGAUCAAGACGAUUCAUAUUGUAAAAUUCACCUCUGUUCCCGAAAUACACCAGCUGAUACUGGGUGUCUGAAGAAUUACAAGUGCUAAUUUAAGAUCAACGCCCCAUUUUCACCAAAUGUCUUUGGAAAUGGAAAAAUUUGUACUAGAUCAGCACUGACAACCCUGAACGAAGGUUAAAGAUCGACAGGUUUCACUUAAAACUAUAGAGGUAUAUUUCCACCGAGCAAUGCACUAAGGGAUUUUUUCUUCUUUUUUUUCAAUACAGGAAGUGAGCAUUUAUGUAAUUUAGUUGUCGGCUAUAGAUUUGGAUAAGAGUAUCAUUUCUGUAGAUAAAUCUAAAAUGGCUUUACUAAUACCAUGCCAAAGACUAACACCUAAAUACUCUAAUCUUCAGGACUCUUAACUGAU
Molecule: messenger RNA, 2341 nt
Organism: Carassius carassius (crucian carp)
Lineage: Eukaryota; Metazoa; Chordata; Actinopteri; Cypriniformes; Cyprinidae
Product: tropomodulin-2-like
Exons: 10
Coding region: 201-1229 (342 amino acids)
Biological process (GO): pointed-end actin filament capping; myofibril assembly; muscle contraction
Cellular component (GO): myofibril; striated muscle thin filament
Molecular function (GO): tropomyosin binding
Source: RefSeq, a predicted model, not a curated record